Paramecium tetraurelia is the source of this 1398-nucleotide messenger RNA. RefSeq lists its product as uncharacterized. The transcript is spliced from 2 exons. Gene Ontology annotation, biological process: proteolysis. Gene Ontology annotation, molecular function: cysteine-type peptidase activity. The record is from RefSeq and is a predicted model, not a curated record. Lineage: Eukaryota; Ciliophora; Oligohymenophorea; Peniculida; Parameciidae.
AUGAAUACGUGUUUUUUGUAAAACAAAUAAAGAGAGCUCACAGAAAAAAAAGUAAUUGAGUUUAUGAGAUAUCUAUUUGGAAUAUACUAUUAAUCUAAACGAAUUACAUUUGAAGAGAAGGAUUGGGAUUAAUUAGAAAAGUGGAUUGCUGCUUUUAAAAAAAUGUGGUUUACUUAAAAACCUAUUCAUAAGGUAAUUCAUAAAAUUGGAUCAACUGAAUAUUCUACAUUAUUGUUGCUUCCCAACCAUAACAUAAUUCGCUCAAUUACUAAUUCUCAAAAUACCAUGUUACUCAAAAAUUCUUCUCAUUGUUAUUAUAAUGAAAAUGAAUACUUAAUUCAAAAUUUCUGGAAUUAAUGUUCCGAUGUGAUUAAUCAGAGUAUGUUGAAAUUUACAGGAAAAAUGCAAUAAGAGUAAUCAUUUAUCGCAAAAAGACCAAAUGAUAGUAAAAUUUGGGACAAAUUUCUUGGUUUCAUAGAUCCUGUAUAUCUAAUCCCUAGAGGAUAAGGUAAACUAAGUAAUUAGGAAAGAUAAAUGCUAUUUGAAUGUGAUUAAUUUUUUUACACAAUUCCAAGUGCUAAAUUUACAUAUUCUGAAUUUGAUAUUUAGAAGUAGAAGGUUCAGUCCUGUCCUGGAGACGGAUCCGAUUUUAGAAAUAUUAAACCAAUUGUAGUUUCAGAUGAAUUUCAUAUUACUCCUAACUUUGCUAAGGCUCUAUUUGAUGGUGGAUGGUUAAACCAGAUUUUAGUUGAUUAUUUUAUUAGACAAUAUUAUCCACAAUAAUAACUAAUUAAUCAUAGGGAAGCAAAAUACUAAAUUGUUCUCAUGGAUACAAGAUAAGCUUAAGAUAUAUUUUCCAGCUAGAUCACUCAAGUUGACUAAAUUAAUUUGGAGUAUGCUAAUCAAUUUUUUAAUCCUAUAAAUUGUUAAGAAAAUAAAAGUUUGAGAUUAGUAAUUUUGAUAAAUGUUGAUAGAUGUCAUUUUAUUUGCAUUUGUAUCGAAGAAGAUACCAUUUAUAUUUUAAAUUCAAUGAAUUCUACUUGGAGUGAUGAAAUUGUAGGCCGAUAAAUAAGCAAAAUAUAUUCAUUAUUCAGAGAAAAGUAACGUCAAUUGAGGAACUAAUCUUGUUUUAUUGAAUAAUCUGCAAACUUCUUAGAAUUGGAACCUAAAUAAAAGGUAGUAAAAGUGCCUCAAUAAAGAAAUGCAUAUGAUUGUUCAAUUUAUACUUUAUUCAAUUCAAUGCAGUUGAUUAAACAUACUGAUAUUAGCGUUACUGAGAUUAAUUUCGAGGUAGGACCUAAACAGAUAUCCGAAUUACGUUUGCAAUUUCUCCAUGAGUUGGUUAAUAAUAAUGCAUUUCUAUCAAAUUAGAAAAAAUGGUAUCUAAAUAGUCGCUGA